Messenger RNA from Schistocerca cancellata (South American locust), 1035 nucleotides. Its product is annotated as facilitated trehalose transporter Tret1-like. The annotation marks the transcript as partial. Gene Ontology annotation, biological process: transmembrane transport. Gene Ontology annotation, molecular function: transmembrane transporter activity. The record is from RefSeq and is a predicted model, not a curated record. Gene Ontology annotation, cellular component: membrane. Lineage: Eukaryota; Metazoa; Arthropoda; Insecta; Orthoptera; Acrididae. The transcript is spliced from 6 exons.
AUGGUGAAGGCUGUAUUUGGGAACAUUGUUGUGUGGGAUUCGGCGGACGUCAGAGGCGCGCUCUCCUCGCUCAUCCAGCUCUCGAUGACGACCGGCUUCGUGAUCAUGUCCUGCGUGGGCCCGUUCGUGUCGUACAAGACACUGGCGAUCAUUGGCAUGGCGUCGCCGCUGGUGGCCGUGGCGUGCUUCGCCUGGAUGCCCGAGUCGCCCUACUACCUGCUGGCCGUGGGGAAGGACGCUGCCGCGGAGAAGGCGCUGCGAUGGCUGCGGGACCCGGACCGCGACAUCAUGUCGGAACUGCGUCAGAUGAAGAAAGCCGUUGAGGAGUCCAAGCUGAUCGAGCCCUCCGUGCUGGACCUGUUCCGGUCGCGCCGCUGCCGCCGCGCGCUGGCCAUCUCUCUGGGCGUGGUGUGCGGCGAGCAGAUCCAGGGCAUCAAUGCGGUGCUCUUCUACAGCCAGAGCAUCUUCAUCGCGGCAGGUGGUUCCGUCAGCGACAUCGUGGCGCCCAUGAUCAUCAACGGCACCAUGUUCGUGGUGUCGUGCUUCGCUCCCUUCCUGGUGGACCGAAUGGGUCGCAGGCCGUUGCUUCUCUUUUCUUCUACCGGCAUGUGUCUGGCAUUGAUUCCUUUGGGCGUAUUCUUCGUUUUAAGCGACGCAAAGCAGGAUGUGGAGAGCAUCGGAUGGAUUCCCGUCACAGCCCUAAUCUUCUACAUUAUGGUCUAUUCGCCAGGUUACGGCUGCCUAUCAUUCACGGUAUCUGGCGAAGUCUUCCCUCCCAACGUGAAGGUCGUGGCGAUGCCGAUGGCCGCAUGCGUGUCUUGGUUCAUGUCCUUCAUAGUCACCAGGUUCUACGGAGACAUCGCCCUCGCAGUGGGAAACGGCGGUCCCUUCUUCGUGUUCGCGGGAUGCGCACUACUCGUAAUGAUUUACGUCUACUUUGUGGUGCCGGAGACGAAGGGGAAGACUCUUGAGGAAAUACAAGAGAUGCUCGGCGAGGAGAAGGGAGGGCAAGGAGAGAAGCGUUCAGUGACUAAA